Molecule: messenger RNA, 1609 nt
Organism: Salvelinus fontinalis (brook trout)
Lineage: Eukaryota; Metazoa; Chordata; Actinopteri; Salmoniformes; Salmonidae
Product: collagen alpha-1(XIX) chain
Exons: 19
Coding region: 194-1609 (471 amino acids)
Source: RefSeq, a predicted model, not a curated record
AAUAAGGACACGAGGAUCUAGUAAGAGAUCCCAUUCUCACUUUUAUUUCUUUACAAGUCUACUUUGGAAUAGCAACCGACUAUUUUUCCAAACAUGCGUUCAUAAACGUUCAUGAAUUAAUGCGUUUUUAUGCUGGAGGAAACUUUCUCACCAAUUGUUUUGAAGAACUAUUUUCUCUUGCAUCAGAGAAGACAUGAGUUGCUUGCUAAAAUGGGCAGCUUUCCUCUGGAUCGUACAUACCAUUCCAUGCACUGCUGGAAUGGCAGUGAACGAAAGAAUAGACAACUCUAGAUGUCCUCCAUUGAAAGUAGACAAGGACCGGUUUUCCUACAGUUUAAAUGGUCCACAGCCAGAAUUCACCGGUUUUGAUCUGACAGAAAAGUUUCUCCUGAGAAAGGGGGCAGUGACAGAGGAGCGGCCAUCAUUCCGGCUGGGGAGCAGCCCCCUCAUCAAGCCAACAGAAUUGGUGUUCCCCAAUGGUCUGUCCAGUGAAUACUCUCUAGUGACCACCUUCCGGCUGAGGAAAACCACCAAGAAAGACCGCUGGUAUCUGUGGCAGAUAUUCGACCAGACGGGAGGUACCCAGGUGUCUGUAGUGUUGGACGGUGCCAAACGAGCAGUGGAGUUCUCAGCCCGGGGCCUUCUGAAGAACAGCCUCCACUACACCUUUAAGAGCCGAGACCUGCACACCCUGUUUGACCGCCAGUGGCACAAGCUGGGUGUGGCGGUCCAAAGCAGCAUCGUCUCCGUUUACAUGGACUGUAAACUAAUAGAGAGGAGGCUGACAGACGAGAAGGAUGAAAUCGACCCCAGCGGAUAUACACUGAUUACAACCCGGGUGGAGGAUGGACGGCCUGUAGAUAUCGAACUGCAACAAAUCCUGAUCUACUGUGACCCAUACCUGGCUGAGAUGGAGAACUGCUGUGAGCAGGCAGGAUCUACGUGUGAGCCUAGCAGGGAGGGCCCUGGUGCUGGAGGGGUGACUCCCAAUCCCUUGGAUACAGCUGGAGCAGGCCAGCUCCCCCAGAUGCUCUCCCAGCCCGUCCAGCCAGCCCAGGUCCAGCGGGUCCAGCAUUCCAGCAGUGGCAGAUGUCAAUGUUCAGCAGGAAAGGGUGAUCAAGGUCUACCAGGCUUGGCAGGACUUCCAGGACAGAAAGGAGAUCAAGGAGACAAGGGAGAGACCGGGAAAGAUGGGUUCCCUGGAAACUCAAGCCAGAAGGGUGACCAGGGUGUUUCUGGCUUCCCAGGUCGGGAUGGUAUUCCUGGACAGAAGGGGGAGGCAGGAUCAAACGGGUCUAAGGGGAUCGAUGGAGCAAUGGGUGAAACGGGAUCAGCUGGGGAGCCUGGUGCGGAAGGGAAACCUGGAAUAAAUGGUUUGAAAGGAGACUCAGGUCCUAUUGGCCCCAAAGGUCAUCAAGGCGAUACGGGUCUUCAAGGUCUGCCUGGUCUCAGUGUGGAGAAAGAGGGACUCAAGGGAGAUCAGGGAUCCCCUGGGUUGCCAGGUCAGACGGGGGCUCUGGGCAAAGAGGGCAAAAGGGGUCGUCGAGGGAAGAUGGGGGAACCUGGACCCAGAGGCCUACCUAGUCACCCUCAGAGUCACCUGGCUUAA